AGCUUAAACAGAAAGUAGAAAACCUAAGAUCUGAUAAAAUGAUUUAUAAAAACAAUGUAAAAUGGAUUUUAAGAAGCAUCGGAAAUCAUACUAUCGCCCAUUCAGUCGUCAUUGGGGAUGGUAAUGUUCUUGUAGACAACGGUGAAGGAAAUCACGAAGACAUGAAGGAAAUAAUGGCCAAACAUAUUAAGAAGGUCACCUGUGAACAUGCCUCCAUUUCAAAGGAGUUGGCGACGUUGAAGAAUAUUAUCCAAAUAUCUUCAACGAGUCUUCACCUUAUGAGUAAGAAAAGCGACAAAAAACUCGAGUCAGUACUGGAAUUACUGGAGAUGACACUGCAGUCUGAUUAUGAUUUUGCCAUUAAAAUCGAUAGAGCUCUUGUGGGGAUACAGAAAUGGUCUGAGGACAGCAAGCGCACUUUACAUGAUAUGUACAAGGCAACAAGCCACCAAGCCCCAAAGGAAGCUCUCUCUACGAUACAGUUUGUCGCAUCAAAAUGUGUGGGUGUCCAUUCACGUGAAACGUUAAAAAAGCUAUUAGACAUUGAUCGUCAUGCCAUGGAAGAUGAUCCAACUGACCAAAACAUGUGCUUCCGAGGAUUGAUAUUUUGGAGACAAAAAGACCCAGAGAAUCACAACGCCAAACAGCUUCAGAAAUUGUUAAAGGAUUUGGACAAGAUCACACUAGAAGAUAGGGAGCAAGUAUCAGAAUCUGUGCUGAAGUUGAACAAUGCUGAUCUGAACAUGAUGAAUGGAGUAGGGGAACCGAUUUUCAUCAGAAUGUACAGGAAUGUUGAGGAAACCCUGGCUCAUGUUACCAGCAUCUCACAAAAACUGGCUACUAUAGAACAACGCGAGAUUUUAGACAUGAUCCGUCUAGAGACCAAUCAUACGCCGAGGUGCGCAGACGUGUCCGAUCGCUGUCAGUCGGCCCAUCAAACCUAG
Molecule: messenger RNA, 944 nt
Organism: Mizuhopecten yessoensis (Yesso scallop)
Lineage: Eukaryota; Metazoa; Mollusca; Bivalvia; Pectinida; Pectinidae
Exons: 4
Coding region: 39-944 (301 amino acids)
Source: RefSeq, a predicted model, not a curated record